Molecule: messenger RNA, 2558 nt
Organism: Austrofundulus limnaeus
Lineage: Eukaryota; Metazoa; Chordata; Actinopteri; Cyprinodontiformes; Rivulidae
Gene: exoc6
Product: exocyst complex component 6
Biological process (GO): Golgi to plasma membrane transport; exocytosis; intracellular protein transport
Cellular component (GO): exocyst; membrane
Source: RefSeq, a predicted model, not a curated record
UCAUGGCGGAUACUGAAACCAUGGAGUGUAUAACGGAGCACGAACGGAUCCUGCAGGAGAUUGAGAGUACCGACACGGCUUGUGUGGGUCCUACUCUUCGGUCCAUUUAUGAUGACCAGCCCAAUGCUCACAAGCGCUUCAUGGAAAAGCUGGAUGCCAGGAUAAGGAACCAUGACCGUGAGAUUGAAAAAAUGUGCAACUUUCACCACCAGGGCUUUGUGGACGCUAUCACAGAGCUGCUUAAAGUUCGUGCUGAUGCAGAGAAACUUAUGGGUCAAGUGAAAGACACUAACCGAAGAUUACAAGAAGCUGGAAAGGAAGUGACAGCUCAGACAGAAGAGGUGAUUUGUUGUCGAAUCCAACAGAGGAACAUGACCACCACAGUGGAGAAGCUCCAGCUCUGUUUACCAGUGCUUGAAAUGUACAGCAAACUAAGGGAGCAGCUGGAAUCCAAAAGAUAUUAUUCUGCACUGAAAACCAUGGAGCAACUAGAGAAAGUUUAUAUUCCAAGGGUCAGUAAGUACAGGUUCUGUCAGAUUAUGGCUGAAAACCUGCCCAGACUGAGAGAGGAGAUCAAGGAGAUCUCAAUGUCAGACCUCAAAGACUUCCUGGAGAGUAUCCGCAAACAUUCGGACAAGGUUGGAGAGGCUGCGAUGAGACAGGCACAGCAACACAGGACGUUUAACAGUGCAGUUGCAAAGCAGCUCAAUCUAGGCCACUACACCAAGCCUGUGUAUUCCUUCAAUGGGCGAACACAUGUUCCCAACGGCCUGUUGAUGAACGAUGACACAGGAGAUGAUGAGGAAGCUGAUGAAGAGGUUCUUACAGCUCAGGACCUGGUGGACUUCUCACCUGUCUACAGGUGUCUACAUAUUUACACUGUGCUGGGCGAUCGAGAAACAUUUGAGAGCUACUACAGGAAACAGAGGAAAAAACAGGCCCGUCUAGUUCUGCAGCCACAGGCUAACAUGUCGUACUGUGAAGACCCUGAUCUGGUUCUGGAGCUGAAGAAUCUCAUUGUUAUCUUUGCUGACACACUGCAGGGUUAUGGUUUCCCGGUGAACCGACUCUUUGACCUGCUCUUUGAGGUCAGAGACCAGUACAAUGAAACUCUGCUGAAGAAAUGGGUCGUGGUUUUCAGAGAGAUUUUUGAGUCUGACAACUACAGUCCCAUCCCUGUGGAAACAGAAGAGGAGUAUAAACUGGUGGUCAGUCGCUUUCCCUUCCAUGAUGCAGAGAUUGAAAAGCAGGGCUUUCCUAAGAAGCUGCCAAUGUCCCAGUCUGUUCCUCAGAUUUACACACAAGUCAAAGAGUUUAUUUACGCCAGUCUCAAGUUUUCAGAGUCAUUACAUCGCAGUUCAACAGAGAUUGAUGACAUGCUGCGAAAAUCAACCAACCUGCUGCUGACGAGAACUCUCAGUAGCUGUUUGCAAAACCUCAUCAAGAAACCUCACAUAGGUCUGACCGAGCUGGUGCAGAUUAUCAUUAACACCACCCACCUGGAGCAAGCCUGUAAAUAUUUAGAGGAGUUUAUAACCAACAUCACCAACGUCUCUCCUGAAACUGUUCACACAACAAGACUCUACGGCUUAGCUACGUUCAAGGAUGCUCGUCACGCUGCAGAAGGAGAAAUUUACACCAAACUGAACCAAAAAAUAGAUGAGUUUAUCCAGCUAGCUGAUUAUGAGUGGGACAUGUCAGAGUCAGACGGCCGUGCCUCAGGAUACCUCAUGGACCUGAUCAACUUCCUUCGCUCCACUUUUCAGGUCUUCACACACCUUCCGAAUAACAACAAUGACCAUGCAUCAAUGUCGGGAAAAGUGGCUCAGACGGCGUGCAUGUCUGCUUGUAAACAUCUGUCCAUGUCACUGAUGCAGAUGCUGCUGGACACAGAACUCAAGCAGAUCAGUAUGGGAGCCAUUCAGCAGUUCAACUUAGAUGUUAUACAGUGUGAAUUGUUUGCCAGCUCAGAACCAGUCCCUGGCUUCCAAGGUGACACACUCCAACUGGCAUUCAUUGACUUACGACAGCUCCUGGACCUGUUCAUGGUGUGGGACUGGUCUACUUACCUGGCAGACUAUGGCCAGCCAAACUCAAAGUACCUGAGAGUGAACCCAGCCACCGCCCUGGCUCUACUGGAGAAGAUGAAGGACACCAGCAAGAAGAACAACAUCUUCUCUCAGUUCAGGAAGAACGACAGAGACAAGCAGAAGCUGAUAGAGACUGUAGUCAAACAGCUGAGGAGUCUCGUCAACGGCAUGUCCUCCUAACAACAAACACAGAAAACGUGGGAACCAGCAGGGAUAAGUGGGACAUGCAUGCAGUCACAUACACAAAUUGGACUGCCAAGAAAUUUCACUGAAGGACAUUUAGACAAAGUGGUAGAACAAGAAAAACCACACACAUACAUGCAUCCAAAAGGGACACAAACACCGAUCACAUACGUACACUCAGUGGUUCUCAAACUAGGAGGCGUGAUGCAUGACCACUGCUAGUUAUUUUAUUUUGAGUUUUGGGCCUCGAAAAUUCAAGCAGGUGUAAUAUUUAGAUGUUUUUGU